Molecule: messenger RNA, 355 nt
Organism: Sphaeroforma arctica JP610
Lineage: Eukaryota; Ichthyosporea; Ichthyophonida
Exons: 2
Biological process (GO): transcription by RNA polymerase II; RNA polymerase II preinitiation complex assembly
Cellular component (GO): transcription factor TFIID complex
Molecular function (GO): RNA polymerase II general transcription initiation factor activity; histone acetyltransferase activity; RNA polymerase II general transcription initiation factor binding
Source: RefSeq, a predicted model, not a curated record
GUGGCCCUAUUCGAAGCCGAGGUCAACGACAACAACGAAGACAUGUACAACCUAUCGAACGAUAAGCUCUCGUCAUCCACACGCACACAGCAGAGUGACCAGAAGACGGCAACCGCACACUCCACCCCCGCACACAAACUCAUGGACCCCUUCUUCAAGACACACCUGACCAAGAAGCAGCUGCGCAGGUGGCACCGCCCAAUGCUCACCCCUGCACCUACAGACCAGUCGUUUGUAGUCAAAGAACUAAACCGAUACAUCAAACGGAAAGCAAAAGUGCGCGAGAAGGAGAGGGAGAAGAGUGGCGGUGGCGAUAUUUUCUUCAUGCGCAACCGACGAGACAUGUACCGGAAAG